This is a messenger RNA of Catharus ustulatus (Swainson's thrush), 1980 nucleotides long. It is a transcript of the gene KEAP1, whose product is annotated as kelch like ECH associated protein 1. NCBI's taxonomy places the organism in Eukaryota, Metazoa, Chordata, Aves, Passeriformes, Turdidae. Gene Ontology annotation, molecular function: protein binding. The record is from RefSeq and is a predicted model, not a curated record.
AUGGCGGCGGAGGCGGCGCGCGGGGGGGCGGGGCCCCGGAGGGGGCGUGGCCACAGCGAGGGGGCGUGGUCGCAACGAGGGGGCGUGGCCAACACAGAGGGGGCGGGAUCGCUCCCCGCCCCGGGGCCGCGGCGUGGACCGCCCCACCACCACCAUGUCUCACCCCUCUCCACCCCUCCGGCACUCCCCGCCGAAAUCUCCCCAUCCCCGGGCAGCACCUCCCGCCUCUUCUCCCUCCCGGACCACCCCGCCUCCGCUUUGGCCACCAUGAACGAUCUCCGCCUCCGCGGCGAGCUCUGCGACGUCACCCUGCGUGUCCGGCACGGCCGGGACGCGGCUCCCACCGAGCUCCGGGCUCACCGCCUGGUCCUGGCCGCCGCCAGCCCGGUGUUCCGGGCCAUGUUCACGGCCGGGCUCCGCGAGAAGGGCCUGGAGGAGGUGCCCAUCGAAGGGGUGCACCCCGGCCAUGGAGGCUUGGUGGAGUUCGCCUACACGGCGGCGGUGGCCGUGGGCGAGCGCUGCGUGCUGUCCCUGCUGCACGGGGCGCUCAUGUACCAGGUGGACGCGGUGGUGAAGGCGUGCUGCUCGUUCCUGGGGCAGCUGCACCCCAGCAAUGCCAUCGGCAUCGCGGCGCUGGCGGAGAGGGAGUUUUAGGGGGAUCCCCCUGAGUGCCUGGGGUGCCUGGAGCUGCAGGAGAAGGCCAGGGAGUACAUCUAUAUGAAUUUUGCUGAGGUCUCCAAACAAGAAGAAUUCCUCCUCUCCCACUGCCAGCUCGCCGCCCUGCUCAGCCGCGACGAGCUCAACGUGCGCAGCGAGUCCGAGGUGUUCCAGGCGUGCUUGGCCUGGGUCCACCAGCACCGGGAAUCCCGCGCUCCCUUCCUGCCCGCCCUGCUCCGCGCCGUGCGCUGCCACGCCCUCACACCUCGCUUCCCGCGCCAGCUCCGCCGCGACCUCGGCCGCGACGCCCUGCGCUACCUGGCCGAGGUUUUCCGCGACCUGGCGCUGCACAGACCCUCGGGGGACCCUCCAGGCAGGACCCCCAAGGUUAAACAGCUGAUUUAUGCGGCUGGGGGGUAUCUCAGGAGGUCGUUGAGCACGUUGGAGGCGUUUGACCCCGUGUGUGGUUCGUGGGUGAGGUUGGCAGAGAUGGAGACGCCGCGCUCGGGGCUGGCUGGGUGUGCAGGGGGGUUGUUUUACGCCGUCGGGGGCAGGAACAACUCACCCGAGGGCAACACGGACUCGGCGGCCGUGGAUUGUUACAACCCCGUCAGCGGGAGGUGGUCGCCGUGCGCGCCCAUGAGCGUCCCCAGGAACCGGAUCGGAGUCGGGGUGAUCGACGGGCUGAUCUACGCCGUGGGGGGGUCACACGGGUGUAAUCAUCACUGCUCGGUGGAGAGGUACGAGCCCGAGCGGGACGAGUGGGCUCUGGUGGCCCCGAUGGGGACGCGGCGGAUCGGGGUGGGGGUGGCGGUGCUGAACCGGCUCCUGUACGCCGUGGGCGGCUUCGACGGCAGCGCCCGGCUCAGCUCGGCCGAGCGGUACCACCCGGAACGGGACAGCUGGCAGCCCAUCCCCCCCAUGGCCACGGUCCGCAGCGGGGCAGGGGUGUGUGCCCUCGGGAACUGCCUCUAUGCCAUGGGGGGCUACGACGGCUCCCAGCAGCUGAGCAGCACCGAGCGCUUCCGCGCCGACACCGAGACCUGGAGCUUCGUGGCACCCAUGGGGCACCGGCGCAGCGCGCUGGGGGUGACGGCGUUCCGGGGGAAAAUCUACGUGUUGGGGGGGGCUACGGGCCACUCCUUCCUGGACUCUGUGGAGUGCUACGACCCCGAGAGCGACGCCUGGACCGAGGUGGCCCCGAUGCCCUCGGGGCGCAGCGGGCUGGGGGUGGCCGUGACCAUGGAGCCCUGUCCCCCCCAGAGCCCCCCCGAGGACGGGGAGACCCCCCCGGGGGGACCCUGCUGACCCCGGCGCCGCUGG